Messenger RNA from Habropoda laboriosa, 1131 nucleotides. RefSeq names its product peptidyl-prolyl cis-trans isomerase D (gene Cyp40). Gene Ontology annotation, biological process: protein peptidyl-prolyl isomerization. The record is from RefSeq and is a predicted model, not a curated record. Gene Ontology annotation, molecular function: peptidyl-prolyl cis-trans isomerase activity; protein binding. Bases 1 to 1131 code for a protein of 376 amino acids. The transcript has 6 exons. Lineage: Eukaryota; Metazoa; Arthropoda; Insecta; Hymenoptera; Apidae.
AUGGAAGAUUCGUUAAAGAAUCAAAAUACUAAUUGCAACAGUAAUCCAAUUGUUUUUCUAGAUAUAGCAAUUGAAUCAGAGAAAGUUGGAAGAGUUGUGAUACAGCUUUUUAAAGAUGUUGUACCUCGAACAGCAGAGAAUUUUCGUGCACUAUGUACUGGAGAAAAAGGUAUUGGAAUCAAUGGCAAGAAGUUACAUUACAAGGGUUCAAUAUUUCAUAAAGUGUUGUCACAGUUUAUGAUCCAAGGUGGAGACAUAAUAAAUUUUGAUGGGACAAGUGGAGAAAGUAUAUAUGGAGCACAGUUUGAGGAUGAAAACUUUAACAUCUCUCAUUCAGUAGGAGGAUUGUUAAGCAUGGUAAAUAAAGGUUAUCCAAACAGCAACAGUUCUCAGUUUGUUAUUACUAUUUCAGCUAGUACACAUUUAGAUAAUACCAAUGUAGUAUUUGGUAAAGUUUUGAAAGGAAUGGGUAUAGUAUUAGAAGUAUCCAAGGUUAAAAAUGCAAAUGAUGUACCAAUUCAGAAAGUACAUAUAAUUGAUUGUGGUGAGCUUAAAGAUGGACAAAAUUGGGGUAUAGAAGAGAAUGAUAGUACAGAAGACGUAUUUACUCCAUGGCCAGAAGAUUGGGAUUAUUCUACAGAUAAUAAAAGACUCAAUUACAAGUAUAUAAUGGAGGUUAUUAAGAAGAUAAAAGAUUCUGGAAAUUAUUAUUUUUUACGAAAAAAUUAUGUAGAUGCAGGCAGGAAAUAUAAGAAAGCAUUACGCUAUUACAAAUGGAUGAUGAAGACAACAGAUGUACCAGAGUCUUUCAAUGAAAUAAUAGAGAAUACUAAAGUGACCCUAUUACUUAAUCUUGCUGCUGUUAAUAUAAAAGAAAAAGAAUAUCGCGAAGCUAUAAAGCUUUGUUCAGAGGUUCUGCAAUUAAAUAAAAACAACAGUAAAGCAUUAUUUCGUAGAAGUCAGGCAUACAUGGGAUUAAAUGAAUAUGAUUUAGGUUUGCAAGAUUUAAGGCAAGCACUGUUAGAAUCUCCUAAUAAUAAGGAUAUUUUACUUGAAAUUGAUAAAGUCAAAAAAGUUAUGAAUUCAUAUUUAGCUAUUGAAAGGUCUUCUUGUCAAAGAAUGUUUAAAUGA